This is a messenger RNA of Dioscorea cayenensis subsp. rotundata (Guinea yam), 1515 nucleotides long. Lineage: Eukaryota; Viridiplantae; Streptophyta; Magnoliopsida; Dioscoreales; Dioscoreaceae. The record is from the annotation of a RefSeq genome assembly.
AUUGUAUUUUUAUCAAAUAGGGGGCAGGAAGACUUUAUGGAGAAAUGGUGGUGGUUCAAUUCGAUAUUGUCUAAUGAGAGGUUAGAACAUAGGUAUGGUCUAAGUAAAUCAAUGGAUAGUCUUGAUGGUAUUGAAUAUACCAAUGAAAGUGAAGACUCCAUUCUAAAUGAUACGGAAAAAAACAUUCUUGGUUGGAGUGAUAGCAGCAAUUAUAGUUUCAGUACUGUUGAUUAUUUAUUUGAGAUCAGGAAUAUUUGGAGUUUGAUCUCUGAUGACACUUUUUUAGUUAGGGAUAGUAAUGGCGAUAGUUAUUCUGUAUAUUUUGAUAUUGAAAAUCAGAUUUUUGAGAUUGACAAUAAUAGUUCUUUUCUGGGUGAACUAGAAAGUUUCUUUUCUAGUUAUUUGAAUAGGGGGUCUAAAAAUAAGUACUAUCAUUACAUGUAUGAUACUCAAUUUAGUUGGAAUAAUCACAUUACUAAUUGUAUUGAUAGUUAUCUUCGUUUUGAAAUCGGUAUUAGUAUUACUAGUAACAUUUCGGGUGAUAUUGUCAAUUACAGCGAUGGUUACAUUUAUAGUUUCAUUUGUACUGAAAGUGUAAGUAGUAAUGAAAAUGGUAGUUCUAGUAUAAGAACUAGUAGUAAUGGCAGCGAUUUCCAUAUGAGAGAAAAUUCUAACGAUUCUGAUAUAAAUAAAAAAUACAGACAUUUAUGGGUUCAAUGCGAAAAUUGUUAUGGAUUAAAUUAUAAAAAAUUUUUUAGGUCAAAAAUGAAUAUUUGUGAACAGUGUGGAUAUCAUUUGAAAAUGAGUAGUUCAGAUAGAAUCGAAGUUUCGAUUGAUCCGGAUACUUGGGAUCCUAUGGAUGAAGAUAUGGUCUCUAUAGACCCCAUAGAAUUUCAUUCAGAGGAGGAACCAUAUAGAGAUCGUAUUGAUUCUUAUCAAAGAAAGACAGGUUUAACUGAAGCUAUUCAAACAGGCAUAGGUCAACUAAAUGGUAUUCCUAUAGCAAUUGGGGUUAUGGAUUUUCAGUUUAUGGGAGGUAGUAUGGGAUCCGUAGUAGGCGAGAAAAUCACCCGUUUGAUCGAGUAUGCUACUAAUGAAUCUCUACCUGUCAUUAUUGUGUGUGCUUCUGGGGGAGCGCGCAUGCAAGAAGGAAGUUUGAGCUUGAUGCAAAUGGCUAAAAUAUCUUCUGUUUCAUAUGAUUAUCAAUCAAAUAAAAAGUUAUUCUAUGUAUCAAUUCUUACAUCUCCUACAACUGGUGGAGUGACAGCAAGUUUUGGUAUGUUGGGAGAUGUCAUUAUUGCUGAACCUAAUGCCUACAUUGCAUUUGCGGGUAAAAGAGUAAUUGAACAAACAUUGAAUAAGACAGUGCCUGAUGGUUUACAAUCGGCUGAAUAUUUAUUCCAUAAGGGCUUAUUCGAUCCAAUUGUACCACGUAAUCCUUUAAAAGGCGUUCUGAGUGAGUUAUUUCAACUUCACGGUUUCCUUCCUUUGAAUCAAAAUAAAAAAGAAAAUUAA